AUGAAAUGGAUCCUUCUCUGUUCCAUCUCUUUUUCCUCCUCCUUGAGGAUACCGAUGGGAAAGCGGGUCCUUUCCUCGUCUUCUGGCGGGUGCGGGAGUCGCGGGAAAAUGGCAAUCGAAAUGGCCGCUCGGGACGGGGAGUUCAGGGUUUUUGUCGUCGCUGGAGAGGUCUCAGGGGAUUCCAUAGCCGCCCGCCUUAUGAAUUCCCUCAGGCGGCUGUCUCCUUUUCCCGUUCGUUUUUCUGGUGUUGGAGGGUAAGUGAGUUAUUCGAUUUUCGCUCGUUCGUUACGUCCAGUUUACAUCUUAACUACAGAGCAUAUAUAUGAGUAGCUGUCUUAGACAGAAAGUUUGAGCAUUCACCCUUUUUCGUUCAUCUUUUAUUUGAGGAGGUUUUCGUUUCUUCUUGUAUCUCGGUGUCUUUUGUGAUAAGCUUAAGCCUAUAGCUCUCUCAUUGGUUUGCAGCUGUGUUAGUCCUAUCUGCUGCUGAAUGCUUGGACUUUAAUCGCAUUUGUCAAGAUGUUCCUGUUCAUUGACAUGCAGACUUCCUAAGAGCAAUCUUUAACUAUUCAGAGAUUUUCUUUCCACGAUACCACGGUUGAUUUCAUACUUUGCUCACAUGUGUACGGCUUUUUUAUUUUUUCUUUUUCUGGCUAGGACUUUGAUGCGCAAGGAAGGCCUGAAGUCGUUGUUUCCAAUGGAGGAUAUUGCAGUUAUGGGAAUAUGGGAGCUUUUACCGCAUCUGAGAAAGCUUAGGGUGAUCUUAUGUUUAACGUAAUUCAUUCUGUACAUGACAUCCACAUAAUUCAGCUUUUUUACUGCUUUCUUAAUUCUUAAAUUUUUGUCUAUGGCAGAUGAAACUGAAUGAAACGGUGGAAGCUUCAGUAUUGUUUCAGCCUCAUGUUGUUCUGACAGUGGACUCAAAGGGGUUCUCUUUCCGUUUGCAUAGGAAGCUUAGAGGUAGAGCGGCCCUCAUUUCCUCGUCACCUUUUGCUUUUCAUCUUUAGUAUGAUUUAUUUCUCAAGAUUUAUUUGCGGUCUGAUUUGAGGAGUACUAAAUAUCCUAAUUUCUGUUCAGAAAAAUUUCGUAGCCAUCAAGAAGACUGUCCUCUGCAAAUCCAUUACGUAGCACCUUCAUUUUGGGCCUGGAAAGGUGGUGAAAGAAGGCUCAAAAACCUGUCGAGCUUUUUGGAUCAUCUCUUGUGCAUUCUGCCAUUCGAAGAACAAGUUUUCAGAAGAUGUGGAAUAGCUGCUACAUUUGUUGGGCAUCCCAUGUUAGAGGACGAUUUGGAGUUAAAAUCGGUAUAUGAUGAGAACUGUGCAUCUGUUUUCUCGUUGUCUCCUAUCCCUGUAUACUGAUGUGAUCAUUAACUUGCCAGUAGAAGUGCUUAUUUCCUUGCAAAUACUUUAUUUAUUUUUUGAUGAAAGUUAUGAUAAAAAAUAUGCAUGUCAUCUUUGAUGUAUUGAACCAAGAAUUAGGUGAGAUUAGUGCAUUAGUUAUUUCAUUUUAAUUCAUGUUAUUUCUUGCAUCAUGUGAGGGCUGGUUCAACUUGUUGUAUUCAUGGACAAGUCUUGAUAUUCGUUUCAGUUAAUGCGAGAAAUUUCUGUAAUCGUGAAAUGGAUCCAUAUGUUUCGAAGGCCGGAUUUGUUCACAGUGGAAUUGGGUGAAAAGCCAUUGCCAAGUGACGAAGGGGUGGCAUCUUGGACUGAGUAAUAAAUGAGAUUUCUGCACUUUAUUCGAAGACAUGCUCUUUGGACUCGGGAUAUUUCGUAGGCUAGUUGUGGGGAAAGAGCUAGGUCCAUAAUGAAUCUCUUUUUGGUAUCUUGCUGGAGUCUAGUGGGUGCGAAAUUCAUGCUUGCUCAUUUUUAUAAAUAAUUUUUUUCUUCUAAAUGCUAAGUGCUAACUGUGCUUCUACCUGGUAACUAUGGAUUUCAGAGAUUUCAGAGAUUUUUUUGAUGAUGUGUUCUGUUCUUUCUUCGUCUUGAGUUGCACCUGUGGAAUGGAUAUCUACCCAUUUCCUAUUAGUUGAUAUAUUCUUCCGUAUUUUUAUUUUAUCAGUGACACGAGGUGUCCUGGUAAUUGCUUCCUGUAAUCUGCAGAAUUGUAUUAUCUUAGGUUAGCCUACCUGACUUUAUUGAAAAAGGGGGCUUAGUUCCCUAAAAAGAAGGAAUAUCGUGAGAGCAGCCUUUUUUGCUUGGUGAACAGAUUUAUAGAUGUUCAGCGGAUCCACAAAUAAUCCCUCUUGUGCAAUUAUCGUCUGCUCUAUGAUACCAUUCAUCGGCAAUGGUUCAAAAGCUGUGAUCCUUCAGUACUUUUCAUUGAUUUGGAUUGAGAAAAGUUUGAUCCGCCCAUUGUCGCUUUCUACCGAGUUUUAGAGGCGAAUUCAAAGUGUUUCUUGUAUCAUUAGGCAUACGGGCUGAGUAAUUUAAAUGUUUGGAGAUAAUUAAUGGAAUAAAGUCAAUAUUAUUAUAAGUUUUUUGAAUGGGUGCAAAGAAGAAAAAGUGACUGGAAAGAGAUUAAAAACCUAUGCCAAUGUGAGAUUCGUGAGAAUCAAAGAUGCAAAACUUGAAGACAAGGGAGAGGGAGAGACAGUAUGCUAAUUGUCUGUACUCUUGAUAACAAGAAGAGGACCCUGGCAGGGUUUGCAAUAAACCACCCAUAUGUUACCCAUAUAUUACAAAAGGCAUUUUGUAAGAAGCCAGGUACAUAUGGCAACAAACCCCUAUCCUCCCUUCCCCAACUUAAAGGUUUUGGACGAGUGAAAUAUCAAGAUGUUCUCAUGUAAGAAGCAGAAGUGUAUGAGAAACUGAGAUUUGGUUAAGGCAUCAGUGAAUGGCAUAGCUGAACAGACAAAUGAAAAGGGAAUGAUGUCACAUCGACAAAGAUGUCUAGUAUAAUCAAUGCUGGUGUCUCAGGCAAAACCAAGCUGUGUGCAAUUCGAAAGGUAUUUUUUUGUAGUACAUUGGAGUUGGUGUAGCAAUCUGAAUGCCAAAAUCGUUUCAGGAUAUCUUUGUACUUUGUAGUAGGCAGAGAGAGCUACCUGGCUUCGCAGUGGACUGAGAACUAAUGGAUUGCUUCUAGCUUUUUAGGGAAAUUGCACAAUCUCUAAGAAAAAAAUACAGAACCCGGUUUUAUCAUCAUCACGAUCCUGCUAUUCUUCCGAGAUGGUUGCAGAAUAUCACUGAUCAAAGAGCCUUGAUCACCGGAUGAUGAUGAUAAGGUUAUUUGAGGUGCAGAGCAUUGAUUCUUGGAAACGUCGCAAUUAAACCCAUAAUUUCCGUCAGACUUGGCUGGAUAAUUUAAGUCAGAUCUGUCCAGUUCAUUUUUGCCUGGCAUCAGCGUGAUUUAACUCAUUUCUUUGCUGAACUUGGCUUGCUUCCUUUUACUCAAAAUCACUUGUACGAACAUUUUCCUGAUUGGCGAUUCCACUGCAGAUGGGUCUAAGCUAGAUGGAUAAAACUCGGAUCAGUUUAUCUAGUCAAGGCUAUGCGCGACUUCUGGGCUAUUAUUUCCUCUUCUCCUUUUAUAUCAAUGAGGGGAUUUGAAAUCUUGCUGGAUUGCGAUUGGCCCAUUACAGUCUUAUGAGUUUGCCUCUCUAAAAUGUUGAUUUGUAUUGACUGGUUUCACUAUUGUAUAUCAUCGUUAUUACAUUUGCACUUUCUACAACUUUGAAUGGUAUGCAACGCCUAAGGCCAACUUAUUUUUCCUGGUCUUCAUUUGUAAUUUUAAUCCUUCAUUUACUAAAUCUUGUCAGGAAGCAAAGCCUCGGUGUUAUGAACAGGAAGGAAACAGUGAAGGUUUUUUAUCCAGUCAUGGGCUUCCUUCUGGUAGAUUGUCGUCUUUGUGGUACUUAAUUUGUAUGUUUUACAUCAUUGCGACUUCUAUUGCUUGCUUGCUUGUUCUAAAUGUCGCUGUUGUGAUGGCAUUGAAAUAAAAAAAAAAAAUUAAAGAAAGAAAAUGGUUACCAUCAAGACGUCUAUUAUAAUAAAUGUGAAGAAAAUGGAAAACUAGUAUUAUAAUCUGCUUUUUGAUGUGCUCAUUCACGUGCAAAGAGUUCAUUUGAAGAUAUUUAUGUUUCACUUUUAGUCAAAGUCUGUGCCAGUUUUCUUCUAUUCCAAACAUAGACCGUGCUUUUAACAGGAUCUAGAUGCCAAAUAUCCAGAACGAAAAAUUUGUUCCCCAUCUUGGCAAGCCAGUGAUACGCCUAUCUCCACACUAAACAUUACCUCUUAAGCUCCCUACCCUCCACUAUCAUCCUUGCAUAUUCAUCCGUGAUGUCUUGUCCAUCCGCUUCCUCCUCUACCUCUUUCUGAUGGUCUUCUCCUCUCCCCACUUUCUCGUCUACUACAUCUACCCUCCCUGUCUUUUCUCUUCUCUAGUCAUGAGUCCCUGCACUUGUUCCACUACUUACUCUCCUAUUCUAGUACACUGUCUAUCUUCUUCUGUGCUAUUUGCUCUCCGUUUUUCCAAUGGAACACCAUUUUUCCUCUAUGUGUCACAAUCUGGUUUCUCCUAUGUCAUUUUUCCACCCCCUUCAAUUCACCCAUCUUUAAAGGUUCUAGCUUGUGUAUCCUCUCUGUGAAUAACGAAAACCAUAAUUCACUUCUCUGUCGUUCAUCUGCCGGAGUUUCAUCCUUCGGUCCCCCUUUUGUCCCCUACAGUUAUGAGACUGAAAUUAUUAUAAAGAAAGCUAGGUGAUUCAGUUGAGAUGAGGAUGGAAGCAUCGGAGAGAGGCACUGGCUUAGGAGAAGGAGAGGCUUGCCAUCGUCUUCUGUUCCCUUGCCUUCCUUGUCUGCCGGUUACACUCCCCUUUCUGUCAUCUCCUUUUGAUGUUACAGACUUUCAGGUUUUUCAGGGGGAUGUAAUUAACUCUGCACAAGUCUUUGUCUAAAAUAAAUCAGCGGCAUAGAUGAUGAAUUUUAAAGAACUCGAAGUUGAUGAACUAAGUUUGGAAGUCUCGAGCAUUUUUUUACGAGUUCAAAUGCUACAGAGCAUUAUGGUGACUCUUAAAGCCAGGAAUCAGUAUAGUGACUUAUCCCUCACCUCCCAGAAUUCAAGCUGCCAACCAUAGGUGCAACAUUGUUCAAAAUUCUGCCAGAUUACGAUUUUUUUUUCACAAGUCUGUAACUUUAUAGUUUUCUUAGAUAUCUUAUAUGGCAAAUGUUAAGGCCCUUCCAACUCUUCAAUCAUGAGAUAGGAAAUCCAGCUGACCAAACUGUUAUAGCCAGAGUUCAAAAUGGCGAUAUCUUAUUGGUUCAGAGGCUGUAGUUUUGAUUCUUCCACCAGUAUCCCAUGAUCCAUCCUAGAGCCUGAGCUUGCCGAACCAAUCUUUUAUUCUGAUUCUUGGAAAUCAUGAUAGUUGGCAGUGGUUUCCUGUGUAUCGGGUCUAAUUUGACUCAAGCUAAUUGUGGGAUUUUAGGAUGCUGCCAUUGAAGCGACAGUCUUUCCUGUUAAUCUUGACUUCUGCCAUAUGGCAAUUGCAUAUUCAUAAUCAUGUGAAAGAUGUCCCAAGGCCUGAUCAUUCUCCAGAAGUCCAACCAGAUUAUCUGCUGUUGCGGUUGGUCUUCCUUUUUCUAUUCCCAUUCUUCUGCAAAUUGCUUGAUUGGAUCUGUCAUAUGCACCACAUUAUAAACCCAAGACUACUGUGUUCAUUUUAAAUGGAUAGUGCUAGAUAUUAUAAUGAUGCAUGAACGAAUACUCAGAAAUACUUAUUGCCCAUAAAUAAUCUAUGUUGACCGUCUUGAACGAACUUAUCCCUUUUGACAAUCUAUUUUAUAAAUAAUAAAUGCAAACUCGUGGUCAAUUAUGAUUCUCAGGGUGUUAAUUCAAUAAACAUAAGGGUAAUAUCAGAAAUCUUAAAAAGCUAUUGCUGUUCCUUCAUCUUGCAUAUUUUGUGACCAUUCCUGGACCUUUGACUCUGUUGCUUUUUUGAAUUCGUCUUUUUUUUUUUUUGGAAAUUUAAUUUUAAUUUUAAUUUUUUCCAUUUUUUCUUUGGCUGCUUUGAUUUCUCCCUCUUAGGAACUACUGUCAUUACCUUACUCCCUGGAAGUCGAUUACAAGAGGUCACACGCAUGCUUCCCAUUUUCUUAAACACUUUAGAGCUACUUAAAAGAUCAUUUCCUCAGUUAGCAAUAGUCGUUAUCACCGCACCAAAUGAUCAUGUCAAGGCGUACGUUGAUAAAGUCGUUGGGAGAUGGUCACUGCCAAUCAUAUUGGUUCCUGGGGCAUCACUUCGUGAAAAAUAUGCUGCAUUCAGUGUAAGUCAGUGUGAUUUCAUAGCAUUAUCCUACUGUAAUCUUAUAACAUAGAAGAGCUUCUUGGAGAAGUACUUGUGUUAUUGCCAUUACUGUCCAUUUCAUCUUGCCUUUGACCUUUCUAGGCCAGCACAGCUGCUCUAUGCACUUCCGGGACUGCUGUCAUGGAAUUGCAACUGGCAAGACUUCCAUGUGUUGUCGCGUACCGGGCGCAUAUUCUGACCGAGUUGUUAAUUAAACACAAGACGAAGUUAAAGUUUAUUUCUCUCUCCAACAUUCUCUUGGAAUCAGCUAUCAUCCCGGAAGUCCUUUUUCAGGCAUGCACACCGGAGAAUCUGGCUAUCGCUCUCAGGUAAGGUUCAUCGACAGCUGCUACUGAAGGAAGUUAAAUGAGCCUUUAAAAUGCGCCUUUGAGGGGGGGGGGAGUGGGGAUUAGAUUUAGAGUUCUUUGUGGCAAGUUAAGGGGUCGCCAAGUGGCAUGAGAAAGCAACUUUCUUUGUCAUCUUUUUUUAAAUAACGUGCUACCUUAGAGUUAAUAUCCUUGUACAUAAAGCAAGAAAGCAUUGCUUUUGUUUGCGUUCCUUCAUUAGUUCAAAGCACUGAGAGUGAGUAUCCACCUUGUUCGUUUGUCCUUGCAGGAGAGUAAUAUGUGAUCCCAGCGUCCGUGAGCAGCAGAUAAUCAAUGCAGAAAAGGUGUUCAAAAUGAUUUCUCCUCCUGAAAGGAUCACAGCAGACUUUGUGCCGUCAGAUUUGGGGUCAGGUUUUGUUCCUCACUGUGCAAGUAUGAAUGCUGCAGCGGUUAUAUUGUACUCUGUACGAAAACCAUUGCCCAACACAGGUAACCGAAGUAUCAAUGCUCUCCCUGAAUUCAUUGGAACAACAAAGAACAGUCAGAUGCUUUGA
Molecule: messenger RNA, 7154 nt
Organism: Spirodela intermedia
Lineage: Eukaryota; Viridiplantae; Streptophyta; Magnoliopsida; Alismatales; Araceae
Source: the annotation of a GenBank genome assembly